This is a messenger RNA of Paramuricea clavata, 4066 nucleotides long. NCBI's taxonomy places the organism in Eukaryota, Metazoa, Cnidaria, Anthozoa, Malacalcyonacea, Plexauridae. The record is from the annotation of a GenBank genome assembly.
UCGGCCGGAGCUCGGGUCCGAACGAUUUGAAAUAAACAACAAAUGACUCAUAGUUCACGAAUAUUUUCCCAAAAUAUAAUUUUUAGCGCUAUAAAAACAAGAGAUCGAGUACAAGAAUGACUGAAAGAAGAUCAAGGCGUAGAAAACGAGAGGUAAUCUAACUAAAUUCUAUAAGACAAAAGAGAAUAUUUUGAGAAUGUAUAAACGCGUGUCUCGCAGUGCGAGUCAGUGAGUGACUGUGAGAUUACAAUAUCUUUUCAAUUUUCCUCAAAUUUACAGUCCGAAUCCGAGGACGAAGAGAACGAAGCUAGCGAUGAACAAACCGAAAUUGCAAAGCAUCUUCGUUUCAAUUGUGAAACGAAAUCCUCCAACUAUAAGAGCCAGAAAGUCGAAUAUUUUAAAGGUACCGUGUCAAGCGCCCGAUUAGUCGAUUAUUCUUGAUAAUGUUGCAGGAUAUAGAUUCUUCAAAUGUACGUAUUCCAAUUUAAUUCAAGACCGUAAUGACUAAAAAUUGUACCGUAUGAUUUCAUAUGAUCUAUCAAAGGCCAAUUUAUAUAUUCAAUAUUAUUUAAAAUUACUUUAUUUGAGCAAAUGCUUGUCUGACAUUUUACAGACAUUAUUUAUUAUAGACAUACCAACUCUUCCUAUUUCCCCUGGAGUCUCCCGAAAAAUCAUGCGAACUCCCGAUUUUUUAUACUAUUCAACGUCGGCAACGAACAUCAUAAAUCGUAUUCAUCAACCUACUGUUUUUAAUUUAGCAACGCGAUAUUCUGUACUUACAUAAAAUAAUACUGGACUGCCUGGCUAACAACACGAACGCAUUAUAAACAACAUAUUCCUCAAAUGCAGGAAAUGCCAUUUCAGGAGACUUCAUUUUCACCAUUUCCUCCAGAUAGUUGCUCUUCGAACUUAUUUUCCUUUGAAGCUCUCUGAACAGUCUCCCUAAUAAGUAAUUUUUAAGCUUCAGACCAGUGGCAGGAAUGUUUGUUGUCUGAAAUUUACUAUACGACCGCAAUAUAAAGUUAGCCAUGUUGGCUGUUAAAAAAACACUUUAUAGAAGUGCCUGAUAAAAAAAUUGUAGUAUAUAUAUAUUAAAGUGCUGUGAGGGCCAAUUGUAUGUUUAUAUAGGAUUAUUUAUAGGAUUAUUCAAUGUUUAUAAUAUGUUUGUGAGAAAUUUAGAACAUUUUGAUCCAAUAAAAAAUUGGUUAGAUGCUACGAAGUAGGUAGCAUUGCCUUAACCGUGUGUUGUUAUUUCAAAGUCCGAAGACUUUUCUCGUCCUUAUCGAGGGAGAUGCUAACCUUCUCUCGGCUCAUACAACACAAUAGUAUAUUGGUUGGUGUUUUGUAUUUAUAUACUUAACGUUUUAUGUGUGUAGUCAUUGUGGGAGGGAAAUUAAUUUAUGCAUAAUUUAUGCAUGCGUUACUGCACAUGUGCAGAAGUGACAAGACUAUACUACAUAUUAUUUAGGUUCAAAGGCUAUCGACUGUCUUCUCGACUCAAAAUGGGCAAGUGGCAAGGGAGGAACGGAAAUCUUGUUCACAGACAGAGAAUCUGUUCAAGAUUAUCUUCAAGAGUAUGCCAAACUAAAUUUAUUUUCCUGUUCAGUAUACAGAUGUAUUGAAUUGAAUAUUAGUAUGAGCUUUUUCAGUAUACCAAAAUUUUUGAUAUGUCAAAAUCAUUUAUAUUGCUGUACCACAAACAGAGAAACGGUGUUUCAACUUUUCAAGACCAAAAUCUCAACUUCAAUUUUUCACUAACGAAUUUUCCUGUCUAGUUAAAAAGUCCGUCCCAAAACGGUAACCAGAUACUGAUAGAAUCGAUGUGACUUUUCCAGUAUAUCAAUACAAGACAUUCACAUCGAACAUCCCACAGUGGUGCUAUACAGGAGAAAGUUGGAGUACCAUGAGAAAACUUAUGGAGAAAACCUACAGAGUCAAUCUGGAAAAAUGUAUCUAAGAUCCAACUGAUGCAAAAUUAUGACCAAGAAAUUGUAUUUUGCAACAGCUGAAGAUAUCCAACGCCACUUACAGAGGUUGAAGGCACCUGCAUGCAUUAUCACCGAACACACUAUUUAACAAUUAUUCGCCGAAGGCGAUCAUCGGGGAAUAUUCGCCGAGACGAAGUCGAGGUGAAUAUUCCCCGAUAAUCACCGAGCCUGAGGCGAAUAAUUGUUUUAGUAUUUUUACACAAGUCUUUUGUGUUUUUGGGCCUGAAUUUGUUUUAAUCAGUUCGCUUAUUUCUUUAUCAGUAACUACCACAAAACGGCUAGCCACCAUUUUGAAAAUUUCAGUUUUGUUAUAUUCACCUUAAUACGUCAAAUUUGACCAAGCAACGUGUAGGAUUUGUUAUGUUCACUUGUGCAAAAUACUAAUAAACAAUAUUUAACAACUAUUCACUGAAGUGCAUGGUGGUGAAUAGUGCAAGAAUUUUGCGACUUGUUGCGUCUCGGUGAAUAUCCUUGCAAUAUUUACCAACGCUGAGGUGAAUAAUACUUUUAGCAUAUACCAUAACAAAACAAAAAUGACCAAAAAGCAAUGAAUAUAUUUUUAAAACAGUUCCUAUAACAGCUACCGUGUAAUAGUUGUAAACAAAACAGUAUUUACAAACUUUUAGUAAUUUUAUUUAUUACAAAAUAACAAAAUAAAAUGAUACUUCUACACAGUUUAUUAACAAAACUUUGUAGCUUCCUUCGUGUUUGGUGGUGGAACCGCGUUAGUAAAAAAAAAUUCUCGUCUGUAACCGGAACAAAAUGGGAACACAUUUUGUUUUAGUCCGGAUCAAUCCAUGCACCUCCCGAGUAUAUGCUAAUAAAUAAAGUUCGCUAGCGGGAAAUACGUGACCAAAUAUAAAGCUCUAACGUCAGUAUUAGAAAUUAUUCCACCCUUGAUGUCAAACAAAUAGCUCAUUAUGUUUGUGAUGUUACUCUGAGUGUGCAUCCACACCGGGCAAGCUGAAAAGUUUGCUUGGCCACGGUGGGAAUCGAACCCGCGACCUUUGGGAUAUUAGUCCAAUGCUCUGCCAACUGAGCUACCUGGUCAAGUCGGUUCGAGUUAAUGAUAUUUCGGAACUGAGUCUAGUUCCUUCGAUAUCAGUGUAUUCUAUGAUAUGAUUUUUUUGUGUGUUGUUGGUGUCAUAACACCAUAUUCAUAUCAUAGAAUACACAGAUAUCGAAGGAACUAGACUCAGUUCCGAAAUAUAAUUAACCCGAACCGCCUUGACCACGUAGCUCAGUUGGCAGAGCAUUGGACUAUAGUAUCCCAAGGUCGUGGGUUCGAUUCCCACCGUGGCCAAGCAAACUUUUCAGCUUGCCUGGUGUGGAUAAACACUGAGAGUAACAUCACAAACAUCAUAUUCACGUGAGUACACAUAACACCAACAAUAAAAAAGAGCUCAUUAACAUGCGGAAGGUGAAGUGUGAAAUACAAAAAAAUGGGGAAGAUCAGAUUAAAAAAGUGUAGCAAAACACAAAACGUUCCGAAAUAGCAGUAAAGCAUAAUAAAUGAAAGAUGAUUAAAUUCUUGGAAGAAGCCUGAGAUUUUCCCAUUAUAUUAGAUUCUUGCGGAAACGUUUGCGCAAAAAUGAAGAGGUAUAACGUUUAAAUUAUGUAACACAUAAACAUUGCAUUCAUUAGUUUUUUAGAAUUAGGGAUGUUCAAACGUGUGACAAGAGUUAGAAAAAAGAAGAAAGGUGAAAAAGAUGAAGCAAAGAAAGGAACCAAGGAUAACAAAGAUUCACCAAAACCUGGCAAGACCAAAAAGGUUUGGUUAGAUAAUUAUUUAGUCUCUUGAAAUUAUCUUCUAUUAUAAAAAAUUUCUUCAUUAUUCAACAGCUCCAUAAAUAAAGAAUGUUCAUUUCUAAGUUGGCUUCAAUUAUGGAACUUUAUUUGACGUUUCCAAAUGUAAUCUAGCUAGCUGGUUCAUUUUAGACUUUUCUCUUUAUAAACUUUUGAUGAGUUAGAAAAGACUGUAAAAAUAUUUAUCUCUGAAAUGUGUCAUCUUUUGUAAACUUUAGGACUCAAACGAAGGUAAAAAUGUGGAAUCCGAUGGCAAGAAGAUAAAGGUAAGA